AUGACAAUGAAAACAAGAUCAAAAUCUAAAAAAGAACAACAACUACAACUACAACAAGAACAAGAACAACAAGAUGAUACAAUGAAUGAAGAUAAUCAGCUGACAACUACGGUAGUUGAAGAAGAUAAAGAAGAUGAAAAGUUAAAGAAAAAAAGAAAAGUUAAUACUACAACUACAACUACAACAACAUCUACGUCAACAAAAAUAACAAAAUAUGAUCAACUAAGUAUAGGUUUACAAUCAGAGAUUAAAGAAGCAUUUGAUUUAUUUAAAAGUGAUAAUGGGAAAAUUGAUACAAAUCAAAUAAAGUAUGCAUUUAGAGCAUUAGGAGUUGAACCAGAUUCAUCUAUCAAUUCAAUGACAAAAGAUACAACAUCAAUGACAUUUGGAACAUUUAAAGAAAUGACAACCAAACUAUUACCAAAACGAGAAUCACAGUCUACGCUGGAACAAGCAUUUAAACUAUUUGAUAAAGACGACAAUGGAAAGAUUAGUUUUGAAGAUUUAAAAUUGGUUGCUGUCAAUCUUGGUGAGGAAUGUUCAGAUGACGAUCUACGUGAAAUGAUUGAAUUUGCAGAUUUGGAUGGUGAUGGUGAAAUUAAUAAAUCUGAAUUUAUUACUGUAUUGACAAGUAAGAAAAUUAUUUAA
This is a messenger RNA of Cavenderia fasciculata, 648 nucleotides long. RefSeq names its product centrin (gene cenB). The record is from RefSeq and is a predicted model, not a curated record. Gene Ontology annotation, cellular component: centrosome; centriole. Gene Ontology annotation, molecular function: calcium ion binding. Bases 1 to 648 code for a protein of 215 amino acids. The transcript is spliced from 2 exons. Lineage: Eukaryota; Evosea; Eumycetozoa; Acytosteliales; Cavenderiaceae. Gene Ontology annotation, biological process: centriole replication; mitotic cell cycle.